Messenger RNA from Harpegnathos saltator (Jerdon's jumping ant), 3125 nucleotides. Its product is annotated as DDB1- and CUL4-associated factor 11. The transcript is spliced from 10 exons. Gene Ontology annotation, biological process: proteasome-mediated ubiquitin-dependent protein catabolic process. Bases 91 to 1833 code for a protein of 580 amino acids. The record is from RefSeq and is a predicted model, not a curated record. Lineage: Eukaryota; Metazoa; Arthropoda; Insecta; Hymenoptera; Formicidae. Gene Ontology annotation, molecular function: protein binding. Gene Ontology annotation, cellular component: Cul4-RING E3 ubiquitin ligase complex.
AACACAAUCGACUAAUCAACCGACUGAUCGAUUAACCCCUUCUACAGUCCUCUUUCGUUCAGUUUCUCGAGUACAUUAAUUUCCUUCUGCAUGGAUAACAUCAGUUCUCGUACGAUGGACUUCGUCAACAAUCCCAACAUCAUCUUGAUUCUGCGCUUCCCGACACGAAGGAGGCUGCCGGAAGAAAAGAGCGAGAGAGAGAGUGUGUGUGAUCUGUGUCAUCAUCUCUUCUCUGUCUGCCUCAUGGAGAGAUCGUCGACACCGUCGUACGUCACACCAUACGUGACCUACGUCAAUGACAUAACCUCUGUGCCAAGCAGUAAUGUAACUAUAAUAUCAUCAUAUCUGCUUGAUAUUAUCGCUUGUUUCAGUGGGUAUUCGGAUGGAAUAAACCAUUCAUUCCUGUCUGAUGACUCCGAUGAGGAAUUUUGCGCGAACUUGCAGCAACGACACGUCUCCGUUCCAAAUACAGACAGGCUAGAUAAACAUGAAAUAAGUUUCGCGACUAAACAAGCUUGCGGAAUAACAGACAGUUCCAGCAAACAGAAUUUGUCCAUCGCGUCCAUGAUACAGAAGAGGACCAUUGGACCUGCCUUCAGCACAGCUGAGAAAUGUUGGAUAAGCAAUAGCUUCCUACCUAAUAAGUUUGAUUUAAUAACCAAGUACAAUAGUAGGAUAUACUGCGGUUCAUACUCCAAAGAUGGAAAUUUCUUCCUUACUGCUACCCAAGAUAGUUGGCUGCGAGUGUACAAUACGCACAAUGGUAAGUUUACCCAGCUCAAGAGUAUACCCGCGCGAGACGUCGGCUGGAGUAUUUUGGAUACUGCAUUCAGUCCGGAUGGUAGUACGAUCGUGUAUUCGAGCUGGUCUGAAUGUUUAUAUCAAUGCUCCGUGUCCGAAAAUUCGACCACGCAAGAGUCGUUACUGUUGGGCCCUGGUGUACGACGGUUUUGCGUGUUCUCCUUGGUGUUUUCCAACGACGGCCGUGAGAUCCUGGGAGGCGCGAACGAUGGCAAACUCUACGUGUACGACCGCGAGUGUCGUCAACGAGUACUUCGGGUCGCAGGACAUUACGAUGAUGUAAAUGCGGUUGCAUUUGCCGACAAUACUUCACAGAUCUUCUAUAGCGCGGGUGACGACGGAUUGUGCAAGGUAUGGGAUAAGAGAACGUUAACCGAAACUGAUCCGCGUCCGGUUGGAGUGUUGGCAGGUCAUAUGGACGGAAUCACGUAUAUCGAUUCUCGCGGCGACAGUCGGUAUUUAAUAACCAAUUGUAAAGACCAAACCAUCAAGUUGUGGGACGUGCGCGUGUUUUCCGGCGAGAUUGGUAAAAUGAACACUCGCAAGGCUGUCUCGAGCCAAAAUUGGGACUACAGAUGGCAACCUGUGCCCAAACGAUUGCGUAAACCGAGAGACCUGCUAGAAGGCGACACCAGUGUCAUGACGUAUCGUGGCCAUUCUGUCCUACAGACUCUGAUCCGUUGUCAUUUCUCGCCAGCGGACACCACUGGCCAAAGAUACAUUUACACGGGAUGUUCGACGGGUCGGGUCAUCGUAUAUGAUGUUUUGACGGGGAAGAUAGUACGCAAAUUAUUCGGCCAUGCAAUGUGUGUUCGUGACGUUAGCUGGCACCCUUUCUAUCCUCACAUCGUUUCCACAUCUUGGGACAGUACGAUCGCCCGAUGGCGAUACGUGAGCGACGCCAAAUACAUUAGUUAUUCGGACAUGGAAGAUACUGAGAACGAGAUUGAAAUACAACCGCAAAAGUUGCGACGGAGUGAGAGGAUAGCUGCGCAACAAGCAAGAAACGCGACUUUUAACUCGACCUCGUAAUGCCCGUUCUUACUUUUCCAAUUGUUUUAUAUAGCUUCCGCGGAAUUGGACAACUGUUCUCUCUCGGCCAGAGGGAAUGAACGCGCAACGAUCAUCAUCGUCGUGAUAACUUUGACUCCGCGAGCGCGAGAAUACACGUUGUAGACACAAGACUGAGCGAACAUUUUCUCCGUUGCGCGCUUAUUUGCUACUGACGCAUCUCAGAAGGGUCUCUCGUCGCAACCCUAUUCAAUUUUCAUCACGAUGCAGAAACGAUUCGUUCAGAGUGCGACGUUCAGAGCUGUCUCUUCUCCAAGCUACGCCGUCUGUAAAUGUUUUAUACCGCGAAGAGAUGACACGCCCUGCUAUCGUCGCCCUGCUUUCGUUUUUUGCGAGAGGAAAGGCGUUUGACCUUUUGCAACGAUGAGUGCGCGAAAUGGCGCUCAUAUAUCUAACGAAAUGACAAUGUAUAAUCUUUUAACGUUUUACGUAGAUAUCGGUUGAUGCAACAUUUACGGUCGGUUGUUAAGAUUUUUCAGUUAAGAUUUUCACUACAUAGGGGUUACAUAUCUGUGGUGAUUCCUUGAUACUUGUCUUGCGUGAGACGCUUGGAUCAACAGCAACAAUUUGGAUCCGAGUGUCACAGACCUGAGAGAGAAACAAGUUUUAAGUAACGAUUAUAAAUAUGGGGCUCAAACUGUUCUAGGUUCGGAUAGAGCAUUCGAAUGAAUCGAGCAGAUUUUGUGACUUUCGAAAGAGUAUCUUGUCCGAAGGUAAAAUGGAUCGCCCGUUUUUUACUGUGAUGACUUUUCUAUCCAACGUAUGCAUAAUUAUCUGCGUCGGGUGCGGCUGUCACUUCGUUUUUCCUGUACUCUAUAUAAAAUCUACCUUAGAGAUUCUGCAAUUUACACACACGGCGGAAUGUGAAAGUGAGGAAAAAAAAGGAAGAGUUCCACGUUGUAAUUCCACAUGAUGUGGAAUUUUGUCGCUAAUUAUAAAUUUUCAAGGAUCGUUUUACGAAGCUGUGAUAUACAUACAAAGUUGUAGAACUAAAUUUGUGUAUAUUUUUAUGGCAAUUCUGCACACACACACACGAACCACGCUAGAUAGUAAUCGCAAUAUAUUUCUACGUGGGCAUUGUGAUAUUAUUGUAAAAGAGUGAAGACAAAUCGGGCUAGUUUAUAUUAAGCAAGCCAAAUUUUCGACCAAAAACGAUAACUACGUAAUUGUGCGUUGUCUUUAACGCAACCUCGAGACAUGCGUUUCGCUAUCAUAUAAGCAGAUUUUACAAUUAUUAUAUGUAUAUACGGUGA